This is a messenger RNA of Penicillium salamii, 6342 nucleotides long. Lineage: Eukaryota; Fungi; Ascomycota; Eurotiomycetes; Eurotiales; Aspergillaceae. The record is from the annotation of a GenBank genome assembly.
AUGGCGUCACAGGAAAACACCUCGCGGCAGCUCAUGACCCUGCAAUUUCAAGACAAUCUGGACGAAAAGACCAACGAAGAUGCUCAAAUCCCCGAGCUUCGCCGGGGACAUCGCGCCGAGCGGGGCCGGUAUCUGGCCCGGGACCUCCCGCCUUUGCAUGUGCUCGAAGACAUUUUUGCUGAUAUGGUCUCGAAUGCCAUGCGACUGGGCCUCAAGGAUGUCCUCCUCCAGCUUGGCCAUCGAUCACUCCGAGUGGCAACGGUGUGCUCCGGCACGGAAGCCCCGCUUUUGGCCCUGGAGAUGGUCCAAAAGGGUAAGUCUGAGAUUGAUUUUCCCUAUUCUUCGAUCGGCGAUGCAUUUCAUGUUGUUCAUGUCUGCGUGUUCGGUUGUGCUGGCGUGAAGAAACUCGAGUCGUGGUUUCUUGUUUCCCCUUUGCGGGGCUCGGGCGCUCUAGGCACCGACCAACUUAAAUUCACACAUGCUUUCAGCUGUGAAAUUGUUCCGCAGAAGCAAUCCUACAUCGAGCGUAGCUUCCGUCCCCCAAUCCUCUUUCGCGACCUAACCGAACUGGGACGCGAUGAAGCCAAAACCGCCUACGGAUCCUUGAAGGCUAUUCCCGGUAAUCUUGAUAUCUUGUUUGCAGGAACUGCCUGCGUCGAUUUCUCCUUGUUGAACAGCCGCAAGAAGACCCUGGCAGAAGGUGGCGAGUCUGCGGCCACGUUUGACGGCCUCUUGCAAUAUGUGGACAGAUACCGACCCCGCAUGGUGAUCCAGGAGAAUGUCAAGGCAGCUCCCUGGGGCAAAUUGACGGAAGAAUGGAAUUCCAUCGGAUACAUGGCGAUUAUGUCGCCUGUUGACACCAAGCACUUCUACAUUCCCCAGACACGCGAACGUGGCUACAUGGUUGUCAUUGACAAGCGCCGCUUGGGGGCAGCGGGCCUGAUUACCCACCCCAUGGACCAGACUGGCCUUAAAUCAGUCUGUGACAAAAUUAUUGAGCUUAUUUCUUCUCUCAAACGACCCGCAAGUACGCCUGUCGGGAUGUUCCUGUUCAGCGACGACGACCGUCGACUUGAAGUUGCUGAAGCGAAAGCGUCCCUGGAGAUGCGCAGCGAGGUGAGCUGGGAGCAAUACCAGGUUCGCCACCUACGCUAUCGUUCAGAUCUAAGUCUCGGCAACGAAAGACCAAUCAGCAAGUCCAGUUUUGGAAGUUCAGCUCUAACCGUCCCGGAUUUCUAUUGGCAUCGUUUCUGGGAGACACAACCCGAGAGGGUAUGGGAAACGGCAGAUAUCAACUUUCUGGCGAAACUCUCUCAGUCAUAUGACAUGAACUUCAAGGAGCGUUGGAUCGACCUGUCCCAAGGCGUCGAUCGGGGAAAUGACAGUAUGAAGAGUAUUGGAAUCGCCGGAUGCCUGACCCCAAAGGGGCUGCCGUUCGUGACCACCCGUGGGGGACCUGUAUCUGGAACAGAAGCCCUUGCAUUGCAAGGUCUACCUCUCGAUCGUAUGAUUUUCGCGAGAGAAACACAGGCCGAGCUGAUGGAUAUGGCUGGGAAUGCGAUGACCAGCACGGUCGUCUGCGCAGUUAUGUUCGCCGGUCUUAUAGCCGCGCAUCGAAUCUUUGACACCGACGAGGAAGGGCCAACCCACCCCGUUAACAAAGAUACCAAGCCACUUAUCAACCCAAACGAGGUUUACAGCCUAGUGAUGGGCACCCUUCCAGUCCCAGAAUCUAGAUUCAUCGACCACGACCUUCUCAAAGCCCUCGCAGCGCGUACUGUGUUGCGAUGUUUCUGCGAGAGGCAGACAAGGGUACAAGACGAUAUCCUCGAAUGCCAGAAUUGUGGACAUACUGCCUGCAGAAAAUGCCAUGGCAACCCGGCGCACUCAUAUGUCCCGCUCACACUCCCUCGGGAAAACCCAUCGGAGUUUCUUGCGAAAAUAACAGCACUUCUUCCCAUGAAACUAGUCCUGAAGGGGCUCAGCAUUUCGAGCUUCGAAGAGUUUCGCCACAAAUUCUCCAGUGUCGCUCUCCAACCCCUCUGGGCUGACUUCACGACAUGUGUCUCACUGGUUUUCGAGGAUGUUUAUUGGUUCUCCGAAAUCAAGCGUGGAAGGAAGUGGCGAGUAAUUUACACCGGCAAGAAUGGCCACUUGCAUCUUGAGAUUGGUCCGGCAUCCAUUGAAUGGUUUGUGUUUGGAGAUGCACCAAAGUGCGCACCAGCGAAAAGUGCCAUCAGGGAGAUUUUUGCUAAACCAGUGGCGGAAAUGACACCCCUUUCAGGCUCUUUGGUCGAUGGACUCUGGGAAGUCUAUUCACCCUUGAGUAGCCCAUUCAAAGUUAAAAUAUCUGGUGGAGGGACGAAGGAUCCAUCGUUCGAAGCUUGUUGUGAUCUGAAAGCCCCCGUGUUUGCCGAAUCCAAGGUCUGGCAUGAGCUGUCGAUUGAAGCAACUCAAACGGACGGCUCUAAACUCGAGCCUGCUACCGACCAUGAUAUCAAUGGCACUUACACCAUCAUGGAUUCAUGUGGCACAGCAUGUGGUGCAAUGUACAAGAAAGAUGACAACGGCACUACCCCAGCCAUGUUCCUAUUCCUGGAUCCUGACAAGAUUGGAUUGCCAGAGAGCGAUGCUUGCGUGUUCUCUCUCGAGCACAGUCGUCUCCCAGGUUACGAGGUCAGAAUGACCGUCGCCGAGUUGGAUCCGACUUUCAGGGCAACAGAAAUGAUUAAGUCCCAAGAGGCCAAGGAGUCCAAAGAGGUCAAGGAGCACCAAGAAGUCAAGGAGCCCAAAGAGUUCAAGGCCUUCCGGCGUGAACGUGCAAAGGAACCUGCAGCACAACUGGUUAUUUGCGAGACGUCAUACAUUUCCCACAAGGUUCUGCAGCCGGGAACCCAAAUCUCAAUCCAGGACACGAACUGCCACGAGGCCUGUAUUACACUGGCCACUCUGUCAGCACCAACAACAGCCCUGAAACUCCCAAACACGGCGGAUCAUUGGCAGUCAUGGGACCCCGAGGUCUCCAGCCGAGAACUCAAAGGGUUUGCCUGGCUGUUUUCGCAAAUUGCAGGGUUUUCAGCCUUUGAAAACUGGAGCAACAUCUUCUCUAUUCGAACCCAUGAGCAUGAAGGCUCUAAUACAAACUGCAAAAAUUGCAACCCGCUUCCACCUGGUAUCAUUUGGGGCCGCAAUGCAAAGGGAAAAGUGACCCCGUAUGAGAACCAGUUGGACGCUGCUGUCUAUGAGCGUGCUGUGAAGUCUCGACCGUCCCCUUUCCUAAUUUUCCGACGAAUCAAUGCAAACAGAGAAGCGGAAGUACGAGUCACACUCAAUAUCCAAGCUUUGACCCAUCAAGCCCGUGGGAAAUUGGCUGGAAUCACCAACGGCGAGACCACUUCAUCGCAAUGGCGACUAAUCCCUCAGGCCUUUGAUCAUAUCAACGGACGCGAUAAGAGGUUCCCUGUAAUGAACAAUGCUGCUGAUCCUCCGUCACUGCAGCCUCCUAACUUUAAAAAAGAGCUGCGUGAUGACCAACUUCGUUCGUUGGGUUGGAUGAUUUCACAGGAGGCCGAAGAUAUCGAGCCAUUCAUGGAAGAAGAAGUUGAGGAAGCUGUGCUUUCUCUUAUCCCAUGGCGGGCUGAAGUCAAGCUCACAAUGCCAAAAAGAGUUCGUGGUGGCGUGAUCGCCGAUGAUGUUGGCUAUGGCAAGACAGCCACCGUUCUUGGACUCAUUGACUCGCAACACCAGACAGACCUGGAUAUUGCACGUGAGGAUGAUGGGUUGAUCCCUACGAAGGCAACCCUGAUUGUUGUGCCUGGCAACGUGCUGACGCAAUGGGCUUCGGAGAUUGAAAAGUUCCUGGGAACUAAAUACAAAGUCUUGACUGUGGAUUCGAUCAACAAAACCACUAUCCAACAAGUCCAAGAUGCCGAUAUUGUCCUUGUGUCAUGGAGCAUCCUGGCCAACGAUUCUUAUUACAAUCGACUUCAACGCUUUACUGGAACACCGCAGGCCCCCUCGAGAUCCGGGGCAACAGGUCGAAGCUUCGAUAGCUGGUUCCACGAAGCUCAGGCUUCUCUUCGGGAGCUUGUUGGCACCUUGCAAGAUGAAGGGCCUCAGUCGAUGCUUCGGGAAUUGAGAGCUAGACGUCAGCAAGUUCAAGAGACCCAGGCUAACGCUACAUAUGUGCCGUCUGCCCGCCUACGCGGCCAAGCAUUCGCUGAUGCUCACGCUACCCGUGACCCUAUCUCCGAAGAUGAAGAGCUUUCGGAUUUUGAUGAUUCUGGAGUUCAGCAAAAGCGAAAGCGCGGUGCAACUUCGAAAACAAAGGAAGACACCAAGCGACCCAAGAUCAAAACAGAGGGCUCUGGGCAAGCUUCCAAGUCCAAGAAAGAGCCCAAGCAAAGAGCACCACCAGAUGAUCACAAAGAUUUUGGCAUCACGCAAGGAAACAAGAAGCAAGACUGGCGUACCGUAAAAGCCGCUUUUCUCCAUGCGUUCUCAUUUAACCGCCUCGUCAUUGACGAGUACACUUACGCGGGGGAGGAACGGCAAACCUCCCUGUUAGGCUUGAACGCACGCUCGAAAUGGAUACUUUCUGGAACCCCAUCGCUUAACGAGUUCGCGGAUAUCAAGAGCAUUGCCCGGUACCUCGGCCUUCAUCUCGGUGUUGAUGACGACGGUGACUGCGACAAGCGAACCCAUAACGCGAGAUUGCGACACAUUCGGAAAAACUUCAUGGCUGUGGAGGCAUUCCAGAUGUACCAGCCGCCUCAUAGCAAUGCGUGGUACGGAAAUCGUCGGUCGCACGCCCAGAACUUCCUGGAUCGUUUUGCUCGUUCAAACAUGGCGCAGGUCGGAAAGAUCCCAGCGGAGGACCAUGAAGUGAUCGUUGAUCUGACACCCACGGAGACGAUGGACUACAAAGAAUUGUUCAAAACAGUCAAGGGCAAUAAAAAACGAGUGGAGGACCCCACAAGCUCCCUAAACACAAUUCUGUCUAACAGCCACAGCCAAGAGGAGGCUCUCGUCCUGGGCUGCGCCGUCGCCCAGAUUGGCAAGGGCCCGUGGAACCUUGAAUCCUCUCAAACUGGGUUGAUGCUCACCACCAAGAAGCAAGAUGUGUAUUGGAAUAGAAUCAAGGAACUUUGUCGCGAAGCAGCAAUUCUGUGGUAUCGCCAGAGUACGGAUCCCGAGGGCUGGGGAGAUUACCACGCUGGUGUCACGGGGGUCAAUUAUGAGGACCGGAUGUUCGCCGACAGAUUCCUGGAACUCGUGAAGGACUGCUUCAUGUCAUACAAGACCUGGACAGUAUCAGACGUCAAUGACUACGAAGCGUUGAUGAGAAAGCUUGAAAAAAGAGAAACAGCUAUCUCCGAGUCAUCCAUUCCAUCCAACCCAUCCAACCGCACCAGACCGACCUCUAGCGCGGCGACUGCGUCCGACGAUGAGCAGACAACAGAAAUGGUCAAAAAAGCCAUUAUCACGGACACAAUUUCUCUCCUGAAGAAUGUUCACUUGGUUGACCGUCCGAAACGUCUCUAUCAAUCCGUGGUGGAAGCUCAUACUCUUUCUGUUUUUGCCUGCGCGAGCUGCAAUAGUCGGGUCCUACAUAAGAAGGACGUGUCGAUUCUCAAAUCAUGUGGACAUAUCCUUUGCACAGAGUGCCAGAAGACCGGCGAAGAGCACCAUUCAUGCCAGAACCUUGCUUGCAAUGGACAUCUCCUGCCAUGCAAGCUCAUGAAAGUCGCCAAUAUCUCAAAUGACGAGCCCACAGCAAAUAGCUCAAAGUUCACUUCGCUCAUCAAUCUCAUCAACAAGAUCCCGGAAGAUGAGCGUGCACUGAUCUUUGUCCAAAUUGGGCACCUGAUGCCCCUCGUCUCGGGGUCUCUUACGACCGCCGGAAUUGACCACCGGCUGGUCACCCCGACCACCUUCAGGGUGGUCGGGGAAUUCAUUGAAGGUACCAAGCCAGCAGCAGCUGGCGGCGCCACAACCCCCCGGCCAAAGGCCUUGGUUCUGAACCUUGGGGGAGCCGCUGCUGCUGGCUUGAACCUUCAAUGUGCAAACCACGUCAUCUUCUUCUCCCCGUUCCUCGCCGAGACUGAAGAUGACUGGAAUGCUGGCAUGACCCAAGCGAUUGGGCGUGCCCGACGAUAUGGACAACUUCGUGUUGUCCAUAUCUACCACCUACUGGCGAGGAACACCGUGGAAGUCAACAUCUUCCAACAACGCAACAAGUGCAGGCUUGUGUUGCGCCACGGUGUGGUGACUCGCCUCCCAGAAUGGGAGAAGCAUCGGGAGACCGAUGUCCUUCUGGGUGGCGAGUCACCGUGGGAGUAG